CCGCGAUGAUGUAGGUAAUAGUCAGUGGUGUGGCCGCCUCGCGGGCCGUCGACAGUGUUGAAUUAACAGGUGUCUCGUUCUCUAUCAACAAGUUAUCAAAGCUUUAUCGGUGUUACUCAACUUUUAUCCGCUCCCCUAAUUUUAUACGUAUUUUUACUCCCACUUGUAUUUCAUUUCAUACAAAUAUAUAGCGCAUAUAUAAAAUAAAGUAUAUACUGUUUGUUCGUUUAAUAUUUUUUAUUUAACGUGACAAAUAACAUGAUGUCGGAAACGGUGGUGACUGUCCAAGAUGGUUCUACCAACAAUGCAAACAAUCCUCGUCAAGGACCGACCGUCAAAACGGAGCCUGGACAGCCGAGUCUCAUCGCUGGAAUCACCUUAAAUUUACCUUACUUCAAGACGAUUCCUGGAAUUAUAAAGCUCGUGCAGUUGGGUCUUGGUAUUAUUUGCAUGGCAUGCGCGUCUCCGGCGUAUAUUCCUGCGACGAGUUGGUUCUUAUUUGUUGCAACGACAUCCUUCUUAGCCACCCUCUUGUGGAUCUUCGUUUACCUCCUCUCCAUACGGGAGGCUCUAAAAAUCCGCAUCCAUUGGAUCUUAACGGAGCUGCUGAACACAGGAAUAAUAUCUAUUCUCUACGUCAUUGCCUUUAUAGUCCAAUUAGCUGUGUGGAGUUCUUAUAGCAAUAACCAUUAUGGCAUCAAGUCAUCGAAUAUUGCCGCUGGGGUGUUUGGAAUUUUCAAUACCAUAGCUUACGCUGCGGGAACGUACUUCCUCUAUGUCGAACACAAGAGCAAUAACUCACAGUGAGGAUAAAGUACCUGCUUAAUUUUAAAUCGUAUCAGCAUAAAAUAAUGUUACGCAGGAUAUUAUCCUGAUGUUUAAAUAAAAGCCAUCAGCUGCUACCAGGUCUUAAUGCUCCACAUCAACACGUGCAAAGUCCAUUUUUAAAUAAAUAUAUACAUAUAUUUAUAAAUCUACGUAAAUAAUAUUACAUAUUAAUAAUAAUAAUGAACAAACAAAUAUGAAAAUUAAAAAGCUUAAAGAUAAUUAUCAGUUAAUUAACUCAUACUUCCUCACACUAGAUUUUAUUGAAACAAUUAAAUCAAAAUCUUAAUUUUUUUUAUCGCUUUUAUUUUCUCAUAUUAUAUAUAUAAUAUAUAUUGUAUAUUUAUAAUGAUUUGUAAAACUAAAACUGUCAUAGGAUUUAUGAGUGCGACUGAUAAAGUACAAAGGGUUAAAUAUUUUCACCAACAAUUGCUGGUUAUUAGAGCAAUAAAUAAUUAUUAUUGAAUACUAGAGUUUUGAAUUUAUACGAAACUCGCCAGCAGUUUUAUUGAAUCAGUCACAAAUCUUGUACGGCAAAAAAAUGUCUUUAUAAAAAGCUUACGUAGUUAGUUAUA
Microplitis demolitor is the source of this 1400-nucleotide messenger RNA. RefSeq names its product MAL-like protein. The transcript has 4 exons. The record is from RefSeq and is a predicted model, not a curated record. Gene Ontology annotation, cellular component: membrane. Bases 259 to 807 code for a protein of 182 amino acids. NCBI's taxonomy places the organism in Eukaryota, Metazoa, Arthropoda, Insecta, Hymenoptera, Braconidae.